CUUUUUGUCCAACUUUUUGAUUUUUUUUCAUCUUUUUCACUUUUUGUGUUUUCAUCUUUCAUGUUUCAACUCUUCCUCUAUAUAACUACUCUACGCGCCAUAUAAACCCCUAUACAAAUUAAAAAUUAUUAAAUAAAUAAAAGCCAAAAACUCCGGUUGUGUAUUUCCGGCAGCUGUAUCGGUAACCGUCACCGGAAAUGAACAAGUCACGAAAAAAUGGUUCAAGCAUAUUCCGUGGCCACCCUUGCCGGCGAUCAGUGGAGAACCGGCCAUCAUCCCGGAGUAGUAGCCAGUCCAUUUUCUCCGGCACCAGCGUUUCCCAUGCCAAAUCUGUUGAUGGAGAUGAUUACUCCGACGUCUUUGGAGGCCCGCCAAGAUCACUCCUCGUCCACAAAUUCUCUAACUCUGACUCGUUCUACGAAGAAAUUAUCCGCAUGCCGGAAUUCACACCUCCGGCGGAGAAGAGUGACAUGACCUUGCCCGUGUUCAGGAUCCCGGCGAGGAACGAUGGAUUUUUCAGCGAUAUCUUCGGGUCGGACGACGACCGGAAAUCAAGAGAGCGGUCUGGGUCCCUGUCGAAGGCGAAUUCGUCGUCAGCACUGAGUUCUGAAGAAUUAAGCCCAUGCCGGCCGGCAAUCGGAGACGACGUGCCAAUGUCUGGUCUUGCUUCAAAGCUGAGGCCAAUGAGUGUCCCAUGGAAAUGGAACUCAUCAAGUAUGGUACAUGAAGAACACUCAAGUAAACAAGAUGUAUCAUUUUUUCCAUGCAAUGUUCAAUCAUUUGAAAAUAAUGAAUAUAAGACAAACUUCAAAAGCUCUCCUCAUGAAUUCUCAAAAAGAGUCUCAUCCCCGGAAACAAUUAGUCUCAGAUCCAGUUCAUAUCAAGGUGUCAAAGUAUUUGCCGAUGAUUCGGAGCUCAAUUCUCCAUCUGAGUCAAAAUGUUCAGUUCGUGAUCAAGUGCUUUCAGAACAAAUUACACAACAGGAGGAGGAGGAUGAUGAUGGUGAAAGUGAUGAUGGUUACAGCGAUGAUGAUGACGAUUUUAUGAGCUCUUAUGUCAUAGAGAUUAACUCCGACCUCAGAAAGGGAGAAUGCGAGGCAUCAGACAUUGAUGAAGCAAUUGCUUGGGCCAAAGAGAAGUUUCAAUCAGGUAGCUCUGAUGAAGAGUCAAAAAUGAAAAACGAUACCAAUGAGCAGACUGUUCAAAGACAAGGAAGCCCUGAUACAAGUGAAUAUCAUGAUAAUGGAAUUGGAAAAGUUCAACUUCCUAAGAAGCAACCGACAGAAACAGAGAAGUUGGAUGAAAAUAUAAGAAUGUGGUCAUAUGGCAAAGAAACCGACAUCAGGCUACUGCUCUCAACACUGCACCAUAUUCUAUGGCCAGAGAGUGGCUGGUAUUCUAUUUCACUUGUGAAUCUAAGAGAAAACUCAGAGGUGAAAAGGGCUUAUCAGAAAGCAAGGUUAUGCCUACAUCCAGACAAACUACAACAAAAAGGCGCAACAUUCCUGCAUAAGUAUGUAGCAGAGCAAGCUUUCUCCAUUCUUCAGAUUAUGUGAAUAUGAACAGGAUGCAUGGGCUGGAUUCAUUUCUGAAGAUGUUUCAAUAUGACACCAGUCAUUGAUGACUCAGUUUUGUCUUGAAAGUUGUGGACAAACACCAGGCUUUACAUUUGGAGAUUUUAAUAUAUGAGCUCCUUUGUACAAAUAGUUACUGAUGGAUGGAUCCACUGUUUUUGUCUAUGUGUGUAUCAUAAAUUCAUAAUGUUAUUUGGUGCUUUAGUAGGUAGUGGUAUUAUUUUUGAAGUAGUUAAUAUGAAAUAAUUUGAUUGGUUUAGUAUUUGUUUGUAUAUGAGAUGAUAUGGAAGCAAAUAUUAGAAAAAUAAGAACUUGGUUUUAAUAAUUAGAAGGAUCUUGGCCUCAGAAGA
Messenger RNA from Vicia villosa (hairy vetch), 1924 nucleotides. RefSeq lists its product as uncharacterized. The transcript is spliced from 6 exons. The coding region runs from base 198 to 1556 and encodes 452 amino acids. Gene Ontology annotation, biological process: clathrin coat disassembly; clathrin-dependent endocytosis. Gene Ontology annotation, molecular function: clathrin binding. The record is from RefSeq and is a predicted model, not a curated record. Gene Ontology annotation, cellular component: cytoplasm; intracellular membrane-bounded organelle; vesicle. Lineage: Eukaryota; Viridiplantae; Streptophyta; Magnoliopsida; Fabales; Fabaceae.